Messenger RNA from Corythoichthys intestinalis (scribbled pipefish), 1500 nucleotides. RefSeq lists its product as uncharacterized. The coding region runs from base 597 to 1322 and encodes 241 amino acids. The transcript has 4 exons. The record is from RefSeq and is a predicted model, not a curated record. Lineage: Eukaryota; Metazoa; Chordata; Actinopteri; Syngnathiformes; Syngnathidae.
GUAUUGUUCCACUACACUGUAAAAACUGUGAUCAGGUUUUGAUAAUAUUUACGAAAUAAAUAAAAGUAGACUAUACAUAAUAAAAAUGACUGUGUGCAGUUUGCAAUCAAAGUGAGCAGAAUUUACCAAUUUUUAAUCAUUUAUUAAUAGCAUUUUAAUUAGUAUUUUUUAAAUAUAAAACCAACUUAAAAUCAGUGAGUAGAAUUUAUUUAUUUUUAUAAGCAAAGUCAAAACUGCAGAAAAUUGAUAAAUUUUACUCAUUGGAAGGUCUUAUUUUCCCGCCCAAGGCAUUUUUCAUCACACAACAGCAAGUCAGCCACCAUUUCACAGACCGUUGGCUUAAAGGUAAGAGCUGUUUAAUUGUUCUUAGGUAACGACCCCAGUGUCUGUAUCAGUUAAACAUUGCUUUGUGUUACUACAAAUUGCUAAACGUGCCAACUUUACUGUACUUUCAGUCAAAAUUAAGUUCUAGUGUUACUGACUGAAGUCAGUUUGUGUCGUCUUUGAUUCAACUAAAGCAUUGCAAUGAUUGAAAAAGUUUGGUUCGACUAAAAGCAUUGCAAUGAUUGAAAAAGUAGUGUGAAUUUCACAAUUUAAUGUGUUUUACCGAGUAUAGCGUAAUACUGUUAUAUAAUGGAUGUAAAGUACAAACUAUUCUUUUUUUAUUUAAUUUAGCGUCCUGGCUCCUGGCCACAGUCAAGUUAACCUCCCCUCCCCCCACCUUAACAAGCCAGCACACCGACACGGAGGAGCACACUUGUGUCUCAGUGAUCCAGGAUGAGUUUUAUCGAAUAACAAUGGUUCAUCUUGAAUCAAAGUUCAUGUCCAAGCUGGACGAAUUUACGCCUCAACUAUUAAAACUCUUCCAUACCAAGGGCGGAAGCAUGGGGCUGCAGUUGCAGGCUAUCUUACUCAAGACUCCAAGCAACCCAAAUAUCCACAUGAAGAGAGAGAUCGUCAUUAGAUGUUCGAUGAAGUUCCUCGGGGAAUCGUCAGAGCAACUCUUAAGAGAGUACGAUGAUGCUGAUGAGGACCGAAUACUCCAAGAUCUUGCACUUCAAACAUUGAAGAUCUACAUCAAACCGAACCCAUCAGAGGCACCAGACAUCGGUAUUGUGGUGGAGGGCGUCAAAGUGCUGACUGGUCUGGAAAAUCUUCCGAGGGCUUGCUCCCUUCUGGUUGGGAUUGCUUAUGUGUUGAAUCUCGCAUAUCCAAAGGAACUCAAGAACACAUUUGAAGUGUUUCAAAAACUUUUCCUUGGCCUCGAUGAUACAAAGCUCUCCCCAAAAAUCAAUAGCUUGAAGAACAGGCUACUGGCCUAACAGAAGAGACCUUUGUUGUGAAAUUGUUAAUAGUUUAACAACAAAGGAAAAUUCAACAGAUUAACAUGUUAAUCUGUUGAAUUUUCCUUUGUUGUUAAUUUACAAUGUUGUUCAAUUCUUCGUGUUGUUAAAAUAUGUUCAUAUGUUGAAUUUUUUCUUGGUUGCUUCAAUGUUUUCU